Neopsephotus bourkii (Bourke's parrot) is the source of this 15937-nucleotide messenger RNA. RefSeq names its product baculoviral IAP repeat containing 6 (gene BIRC6). Bases 144 to 14732 code for a protein of 4862 amino acids. Gene Ontology annotation, biological process: negative regulation of apoptotic process; apoptotic process; regulation of cytokinesis. The transcript has 74 exons. NCBI's taxonomy places the organism in Eukaryota, Metazoa, Chordata, Aves, Psittaciformes, Psittacidae. Gene Ontology annotation, cellular component: nucleus. Gene Ontology annotation, molecular function: cysteine-type endopeptidase inhibitor activity; ubiquitin conjugating enzyme activity. The record is from RefSeq and is a predicted model, not a curated record.
ACUUCCUGCUCACGCUGGCGCUCUCCCUUUCCCCCUCUACCCGGACCCGGAUGGUGACUGGCGGCGGCGGCUCCAGGGACUGUCAGUGAGCGGCUCCCCCCGGGCCUCUUGUCCUGAGGGCGGCGGCGGCAGCGGCCCGGAAGAUGGCUGCGGCGGCCUCCUGCUCCUCGGCGGUGGCGGCGCCGGCUGGGGCCGGGCCCGGGCCGGUGUCGGCCGGGCCGGGCUCCUGCGAGUGGCUGCUGCUGCGGGACGGCUGCCUGCGCUGCGACGCCGACGGUCUCUGCAGCUUGUGCUACCACCCGGCGCUCAACGCCAUCCUGGCCGUGACCGCCCGCGGCGCCAUCAAAGUCAUCGACGGCACCUCGGGGGCCACGCUACAGGCGUCGGCGCUGAACGCUAAACCAGGUGGACGGGUGAAAUGUCAGUAUAUUUCUGCUGUGGAUAAAGUGAUCUUUGUGGAUGAUUAUGCAGUAGGAUGUAGGAAAGAUCUCAAUGGCAUCUUACUGUUAGACACAGCUCUGCAAACACCUGUUUCAAAACAAGAUGAUGUGGUUCAGCUUGAAUUGCCGGUUACAGAGGCUCAGCAGCUGUUAUCUGCUUGCAUAGAAAAAGUAGAUGUUUCUAGUACAGAGGGAUAUGACUUAUUCAUUACACAACUGAAGGAUGGUUUAAAAAAUACCUCACAUGAAACAGCAGCAAAUCAUAAAGUUGCAAAGUGGGCAACAGUUACUUUCCACCUUCCUCAUCAUGUUUUAAAGUCUGUCGCCAGUGCCAUUGUAAAUGAACUCAAGAAGAUAAAUCAAAAUAUUGCUGCCUUACCUGUAGCAUCCUCUGUGAUGGAUAGGUUAUCUUACCUCUUACCCAGUGCUCGACCAGAACUUGGUGUGGGACCCGGUCGAUCUGUGGACAGGUCUUUGAUGUAUAGUGAAGCUAACAGACGGGAGACAUUCACUUCAUGGCCUCAUGUGGGUUAUAGGUGGGCACAGCCAGAUCCUAUGGCUCAAGCUGGGUUCUAUCACCAGCCUGCUUCAUCAGGAGAUGACAGAGCCAUGUGUUUUACCUGUAGUGUAUGUUUGGUGUGUUGGGAGCCUACAGAUGAACCUUGGUCUGAACAUGAGAGACAUUCCCCAAACUGCCCAUUUGUCAAGGGUGAGCACACUCAGAAUGUACCUCUUUCAGUCACACUGGCAACAAGUCCAGCACAGUUUCCCUGCACAGAUGGCACUGACAGAAUAGCCUGUUUUGGAUCUGGAAGUUGCCCUCAUUUUCUAGCUGCUGCAACAAAACGAGGAAAGAUCUGUAUAUGGGAUGUUUCCAAACUUAUGAAGGUCCACUUAAAAUUUGAGAUCAAUGCAUAUGAUCCAGCUAUUGUGCAGCAACUUAUGUUAUCAGGAGAACAGAGCUCAGGGGUUGACUCAAGGAGACCAACACUAGCAUGGCUAGAAGAUUCAUCUAGUUGUUCAGAUAUACCAAAAUUAGAAGGAGACAGUGAUGACCUGCUGGAGGAUUCAGACAGUGAAGAGCAUUCCAGAUCAGAAUCUGUGACAGGGCAUACAUCACAAAAAGAAACUAUGGAAAUCAGCCUUGAUAUAACAGCUCUCAGCAUCCUUCAACAACCCGAAAAACUUCAGUGGGAAAUUGUUGCAAAUGUUCUGGAAGACACGGUUAAAGAUCUAGAAGAACUUGGGGCAAAUCCCUGUUUGGCCAACUGUAAGAGUGAAAAGAUGAAGGAGAAACAUCUAGAACAACACAACAUUCCCUUUCCUUGUUUAUUAGCUGGAGGUCUGUUAACAUACAAAUCACCUGCUACCUCUCCUGUUAGCAGUAACUCUCAGAGGUCACUGGAUGGCUUAAGUAGGACUCGAGGUGAGAGUGUCUCAGAACAGGGAUCAACUGACAAUGAAUCCUGCACUAAUUCCGAACUGAAUUCCCCUCUGGUAAGGAGGACUUUACCUGUAUUGCUGCUAUACAGCAUUAAGGAGUCUGAUGAAAAAGCAGGAAAACUCUUUUCACAGAUGAACAAUAUUAUGAGUAAAAGUAUACAUGAUGAUGGUUUCACAGUUCCACAGAUCAUUGAAAUGGAGCUGGACAGUCAGGAGCAGUUGCUAUUACAGGAUCCCCCUGUGACUUACAUUCAGCAGUUUGCAGAUGCUGCAGCCAACCUAGCUUCUCCGGACUCGGACAAGUGGAGCUCUAUGGUUCCCAAGCCUGGGACUUUGGUUCAAUGCCUGCGUCUGCCAAAGUUUGCAGAGGAGGAGAACCUGUGUGUAGAUUCAAUCACGCCUUGUGCAGAUGGAGUUCAUCUGUUAGUAGGACUGCGGACUUGUUCUGUCGAAUCUCUGAGUGCAAUAAAUCAAGUAGAGGCCUUGAACAAUUUAAAUAAAUUAAACUCGGCACUAUGUAAUAGAAGGAAAGGGGAACUAGAAUCAAGUCUUGCUGUAGUGAAUGGCACGAGUGUUGAUGUAAUCCAACAUGAGUCACCAGCAGAUGUACCAACUCCUUUAAUAAUUCAGCCUGAACAGAGAAGUGUUAGUGGUGGAUACCUAGUGCUUUAUAAGAUGAAUUAUGCCACUAGAAUAGUUACUCUAGAGGAGGAACCAGUAAAAAUCCAGCAUAUCAAAGACCCCCAAGACACAAUUACCUCAAUGAUUUUGCUCCCACCAGAUAUAUUGGAUAAUCGAGAAGAUGACUGUGAGGAGCCUGUAGAGGAAAUACAGUUAACUUCUAAAAAUGGCAGUGGGAGAGAGAGAAGAUCAGAGAUCUCUACUCUUGGGCACCUGGUAAUAACUACUCAGGGAGGAUAUGUAAAAAUACUAGAUCUUACAAACUUUGAAAUUCUGGCCAAAGUGGAGCCACCCAAAAAGGAGGGCACUGAGGAACCAGAUAUGUUUGUCUCUGUGAUAUACUGUUCGGGCACAGACAGAUUAUGUGCAUGCACCAAAGGUGGAGAACUUCAUUUCCUUCAGAUUGGAGGAACCUGUGAUGACAUAGAUGAAGCUGAUAUACUUGUAGAUGGAUCCCUUUCUAAAAGUGUAGAACAGUCCUCAGAAGGUACCAAGCCCUUAUCUAAUCCUUCAAGUCCAGGCAUUACAGGAGUUGAUCUUUUGGUGGACCAGCCAUUUUCUCUUGAAACGUUGACAUCCCUGGUUGAACUGACCCGUUUUGAGACCUUGACGCCACGGUUUUCAGCCACUGUCCCUCCCUGUUGGGUAGAAGUCCAGCAAGAGCAGCAGCAAAGGCGGCAUCCUCAGCACUUGCACCAGCAGCACCAUGGGGAUGCAGCUCAGCAUACUCGAACUUGGAAGCUCCAGACAGACAGCAACAGCUGGGAUGAGCAUGUCUUUGAACUUGUUCUGCCAAAAGCCUGUAUGGUCGGACAUGUGGACUUCAAAUUUGUUUUGAAUUCAAACAUCACAAACAUUCCCCAGAUUCAAGUGACUUUACUGAAAAAUAAAGCUCCAGGCUUAGGGAAAGUCAAUGAAGCAGCAGUAGACAGGCAGAUCACAUUUCCUCUAUCUCCAGCUCAUAAUAUUGAAGUGGAAAGAAAUGGAAAACCAGGACUGGUUGAAUUCAGUGAAGAAAUGCAGUAUAUGGAUGUAGAGGAACCACAGUGUCUUAGAUUGUGUCCCUUUCUGGAGGAACACAAGGAAGAUAUACUUUGUGGUCCAGUAUGGCUGGCUACUGGACUUGAUCUGUCAGGACAUGCUGGAAUGUUGACUCUGACAAGUCCAAAGCUUGUUAAAGGCAUGGCUGGUGGCAAGUACCGCUCAUUUUUAAUUCAUGUUAAAGCAAUGAAUGACAGAGGAACAGAAGAGAUCUGCAAUGGUGGCAUUAGACCAGUUGUUAGAAUACCGUCUCUGAAACCUCAGACUAACAAGGGCCAUUCCCUUGCUUCACUAUUGGCAAAAGUAGCAGCAGGCAAGGAAAAGCCAUCUAGCAAAAUCGAAGCCACUAAUUCUUCAAGAAAAUCAGAUAAUCUGAGAGGUUGUGACUUACUUCAAGAAGUAUCUGUAACGAUUCGAAGAUUUAAAAAAACUUAUAUGUCAAAAGAAAGAGUUCAACGGUGUGCCAUGUUACAGUUUUCAGAGUUCCAUGAGAAGCUGCUCACCACUCUUUGCAAGAAGACAGAUGAUGGUCUGACUACAGAACAUGCUCAGAGUCUUGUACUAGACACACUUUGUUGGCUGGCUGGAGUGUAUUCAAAUGGACCUGGCAGCUCAAAGGAAGGAAAUGAUAGCUUGCUUUCUAAAACACGUAGGUGUGUCUCCGAUAUAAUACGUGUUUGCUUCUUUGAAGCUGGGCGGAGCAUAGCUCACAAAUGUGCACGAUUUCUUGCACUAUGCAUCAGCAAUGGCAGGUGUGACCCAAGUCAGCAAGGGUUUGGAUCAGUUCUCCUAAAAGCUUUACUUGACAAUAUGCCUCUUUUGCCUGCUGCUGCAACAGGUGGAUCUGUGUAUUGGUAUUUUGUCUUGCUGAAUUAUGUAAAGGAUGAAGAUUUGGCAGGAUGUAGUACAGCUUGUGCAUCAUUGCUAACUGCUGUGUCCCGACAGUUGCAGGAUCGCCUAACACCUAUGGAAGCAUUACUUCAAACAAGAUACGGAUUAUAUAGUUCGCCUUUUGAUCCAGUUCUGUUUGAUUUGGAAAUAAGUGGCUCUUCUUGUAAAAAUAUAUACAACAGCAGCAUUGGAGUACAGUCAGAUGAAAUUGAUUUGUCUGAUGUUCUAUCAGGAAAUGGGAAAAUAUGUAGCUGUGCAGCUGCGGAAGGUAGUUUUACUUCCCUUACUGGACUUCUGGAAGUUGAACCUCUGCACUUUACCUGUGUUUCAACAAGUGAUGGAACUAGAAUAGAAAGGGACGAUGCAAGUACGUUUACUGUGAGUACCUUUGGGGUUACCCCAGCAGUUGGUGGCCUCUCUUCUGGAACAGUUGGGGAAGCCUCGACAGCACUGAGUUCAGCAGCCCAGGUAGCUUUGCAGUCUCUCUCUCAUGCAAUGGCCUCAGCCGAGCAACAGCUCCAGGUGCUGCAAGAGAAACAGCAGCAGCUUUUGAAGCUUCAGCAACAGAAAGCUAAGCUGGAAGCAAAACUGCAUCAGACAACAGCAGCAGCGGCGGCAGCAGCAUCAGCAGUUGGUCCUGUUCACAACUCUGUGCCUUCUAAUCCAGUAGCAGCCCCAGGGUUCUUCAUCCAUCCUUCAGAUGUCAUUCCACCCACACCAAAAACAACUCCUUUGUUCAUGACUCCACCUUUGACCCCGCCUAAUGAGGCAGUUUCUGCUGUUAUUAAUGCAGAACUUGCUCAGCUUUUCCCUGGUUCAGUCAUUGAUCCCCCAACAGUUAACCUUGCAACACAUAACAAAAAUACAAGCAAGUCCAGAACGAAUCCACUUGGAUCUGGUCUUGCCCUUGCAAUAUCUCACGCUUCACAUUUUCUUCAACCUCCACCUCAUCAGUCAAUUAUUAUAGAGCGAAUGCACUCAGGAGCAAGAAGAUUCGUGACCUUAGAUUUUGGAAGACCUAUACUGCUGACGGAUGUAUUGAUUCCCACUUGUGGAGAUUUGGCUUCUUUGUCAAUUGACAUCUGGACUUUAGGAGAAGAAGUAGAUGGAAGACGACUGGUAGUGGCUACUGACAUUAGCACGCAUUCUCUUAUUCUACAUGACUUGUUACCACCCCCAGUUUGCAGGUUUAUGAAGAUCACUGUUAUUGGUCGAUAUGGUAGCACAAAUGCCAGAGCAAAAAUCCCUUUAGGAUUUUAUUAUGGCCAUACCUAUAUCUUACCCUUUGAAAAUGACUUGAAACUAAUGCAUGAUCCCCUCAGAGAAGGUGAAGCUGCAAAUCAGCCGGAAAUUGACCAACAUUUGGCAAUGAUGAUUGCAUUGCAAGAAGACAUACAAUGCAGGUACAAUUUGGCCUGUCACCGGUUAGAAAUCCUUCUGCAGAGUAUUGACCUGCCACCACUGAAUAGCGCUAACAAUGCCCAGUACUUUUUACGAAAGCCAGAUAAGGCAGUAGAAGAAGAUAGCAGAGUCUUUUCUGCUUAUCAGGACUGCAUUCAGCUACAGCUUCAGCUCAACUUGGCUCACCAUGCUGUUCAGAGACUCAAAGUAGCUUUAGGUGCAAGCAGGAAAACACUGAAGGAGCAAUCUGAUCCAAAAGAGUUGAUUCAGAUGUCAUCCACAGAACAGUUACGCACCAUCAUUAGAUACUUACUGGAUACCUUGCUUAGUUUGCUUCAUUCUUCCAAUGGGCACUCUGUUCCUGUGGUUCUGCAAAGUACUUUCCAUGCUCAAGCUUGUGAAGAAUUAUUUAAACACCUGUGUAUCAGUGGAACCCCUAAGAUACGGUUGCAUACUGGCCUUCUGCUUGUUCAGCUCUGUGGAGGAGAAAGGUGGUGGGGUCAGUUUCUGUCAAAUGUACUGCAAGAAUUAUACAAUUCAGAGCAACUUCUCAUAUUCCCACAAGACAGGGUCUUCAUGUUGCUUUCUUGCAUUGGCCAAAGAUCGCUUAGCAACAGUGGUGUUUUAGAAAGUUUACUUAAUCUCCUGGAUAACCUGCUGUCACCACUGCAACCUCAUUUACCUGUGCACAGAAGAACUGAAGGAGUUUUAGACAUUCCCAUGAUCAGCUGGGUUGUAAUGCUGGUGUCCAGGCUAUUGGAUUAUGUAGCUACUGUUGAAGAUGAAGCAGCCACAGCCAAGAAGCCUCUGAAUGGAAAAGAGAGGGAUCGAUUUUUGACAGGAAACCAGUGGAGUUUUAUAAAUAAUAGCCUUCACACUCAGAGUCUGAGCAGAUCUACUAAAGGCAACAGUAUCCUAGAUAGAGUGUAUUCCCGAAAGAUCAGGAAACAGCUUGUGCAUCAUAAACAGCAACUUAACUUAUUAAAAGCAAAACAGAAGGCUUUGGUGGAACAGAUGGAAAAAGAGAAAAUACAAAGCAACAAAGGAUCAUCAUACAAACUUUUAGUAGAACAGGCAAAACUAAAGCAGGCUACUUCAAAGCACUUCAAGGACUUAAUACGCCUACGUCGGACUGCAGAAUGGCCUCGUUCUACUUUAGAUACAGAAGUAUCAACAGCAAAGGAAACUCCAGAAAUUGAACCACUUCCAUUUACAUUGGCACAUGAACGUUGCAUUUCAGUAGUGCAGAAGCUGGCACUCUUUCUCUUGUCCAUGGACUUUACUUGUCAUGCAGAUUUACUUCUGUUUGUUUGUAAGGUUCUUGCUAGAAUUGCCAAUGCUACAAGACCAACAAUUCAUUUAUGUGAGAUUGUAAAUGAGACUCAGUUGGAAAGAUUAUUGCUGCUUCUCGUCGGAACUGACUUUAACAGAGGAGACAUCUCUUGGGGAGGAGCAUGGGCUCAGUAUUCUUUGACUUGUAUGCUGCAGGAUAUUCUAGCAGGAGAGUUGUUGGCGCCUAUAGCAGCUGAAGCUAUGGAAGAAAGUGCUUUGGGAGAAGAUGCUGGAGCUUCGGCUGGGGAUUCUGAUGACUCUCUCCAGCAGUCCACAGUUCAGUUAGUGGAGACAAUAGAUGAGCCUUUGACCCAUGACAUCACAGGUGCUCCACCUCUGUCAUCUUUGGAAAAAGAUAAGGACAUUGAUCUUGAAUUACUGCAAGACCUGAUGGAAGUUGAUAUUGAUCCUUUAGAUAUUGAUUUAGAGAAAGAUCCUCUUGCAGCCAAAGUCUUCAAGCCUAUAAGCAGCACCUGGUAUGAUUACUGGGGUGCUGAUUAUGGCACCUACAAUUACAAUCCUUACAUUGGAGGCGUUGGAAUUCCAGUUGCAAAACCACCGGUAACUACAGAGAAAAAUGGAUCACAAACUGUGAGCGUAUCAGUGUCUCAAGCUUUAGAUGCACGUCUAGAAGUUGGACUCGAACAGCAGGCUGAGCUGAUGCUGAAAAUGAUGUCCACCCUGGAGGCUGAUUCCAUUCUACAAGCAUUAACAAACACAUCACCUACAUUAACCCAGUCUCCUAGUGGAACAGAUGAUUCAUUGCUAAGAGGAUUACAUGCUGCUAAUCAGAACUCCCAGUUGGUUGUACAGUUGUCAUCUAUACCUAUGCUGAGUGCAUGCUUCAACAAACUCUUUUCCAUGCUGCAGGUCCACCAUGUUCAGCUUGAAUCCCUUUUACAGUUAUGGCUCACAUUAAGCCUGAAUUCCAGCUCCUCUGGAAGUAAAGAUAGUGGCACUGAUAUUUUCCUUUAUAAUGCUAAUCGAAUACCUGUCAUUUCCUUGAACCAAGCUUCUGUAACUAGCUUCCUGUCAGUUCUGGCGUGGUAUCCGAAUACCUUACUCCGGACAUGGUGCCUUGUGCUUCAUAGCCUAACUCUCAUGACAAAUAUGCAGCUUAAUGCUGGUCCAAGCAGUGCCAUUGGAGCUCAGGAAAGUACUGCCCAAUUGUUGGUGUCAGAUCCAAGCCUCAUUCAUGUGUUAGUGAAAUUUCUUUCUGGCACUAACCCUCAUGGAACAAAUCAACACAGUCCACAGGUUGGGCCAACAGCGACACAAGCUAUGCAAGAAUUUCUUACUCGAUUACAAGUGCACCUCUCUUCAACUUGUCCUCAGAUGUUCAGUGAAUUUUUAUUGAAAUUAAUACAUAUACUUUCAACAGAAAGGGGUGCUUUCCAGACAGGCCAGGGACCCUUGGAUGCACAAGUGAAACUCUUGGAAUUUACCCUGGAACAGAAUUUUGAAGUUGUAUCAGUUAGCACUAUUUCUGCAGUGAUUGAGUCUAUAACCUUCCUUGUGCAUCAUUACAUUACAUGUUCGGACAAAGUGAUGUCUCGCAGCGGCUCAGACAGCUCUGUGGGUGCUCGAGCGUGUUUUGGAGGGCUUUUUGCCAAUAUUAUCCGUCCAGGUGAUGCCAAAGCAGUUUGUGGAGAGAUGACAAGGGAUCAACUGAUGUUUGAUUUGUUAAAACUAGUCAACAUUUUGGUUCAACUACCGCUUUCCAGUAACCGAGAAUACAGUGCCCGUGUUCCGGUAGCAAGCAGUACUACAGACAGUGUGUCUGAUGAAGAAAAGGUUUCAGGAGGCAAAGAUGGCAACGGAAGCAACCCUAAUACUCAAGGAUCAACUGCAUAUGUGGCAGACUUGGUGUUAGCCAACCAGCAAAUUAUGAGCCAGAUUUUGUCUGCACUUGGCCAGUGUAACAGCAGUGCUAUGGCAAUGAUUAUUGGUGCGAGUGGCUUACAUCUUACUAAACAUGAAAAUUUUCAUGGUGGCUUAGAUGCAAUAUCAGUUGGAGAUGGGUUAUUCACUAUCCUGACAACACUUAGUAAAAAAGCAACAACAGUGCAAGUGAUGCUUCAGCCGAUUCUUACCUACAUGGCCUGUGGGUACAUGGGAAGACAGGGUUCUCUUGCCACUUGUCAGUUAUCUGAGCCCCUGCUCUGGUUCAUUUUACGGGUGUUGGAUACAAGUGAGGCACUGAAGGCUUUCCAUGAUAUGGGUGGUGUUCAGCUUAUUUGUAACAAUAUGGUAACGAGCACAAGAGCUAUUGUUAACACAGCAAGAAGUAUGGUUUCAACUAUUAUGAAAUUUCUUGAUUCUGGUCCCACCAAAGCAACAGAUAGCAGUUUGAAAGCUAGAGUGCUAGCUUCUGAGCCUGAUAAUGCAGAAGGAAUUCACAAUUUUGCACCUUUGGGUUCGAUCACCUCAAGCAGUCCCACUGCCCAGCCUGCUGAAGUGCUGUUACAGGCCACUCCUCCCCACAGACGAGCUCGGUCUGCUGCAUGGUCAUACAUAUUUUUACCUGAGGAAGCUUGGUGUGACCUCACGAUUCACCUUCCUGCAGCUGUGCUGCUCAAGGAGAUCCACAUCCAGCCUCACUUGGCCUCUCUGGCAACUUGCCCUUCAUCAGUAUCUGUUGAAAUAAGCGCAGAUGGUGUCAAUAUGUUACCUUUGUCAACUCCUGUUAUCACGAGUGGUCUCACCUAUAUAAAAAUCCAGCUAGUAAAAGCUGAAGUUGCCUCAGCUGUCUGCCUUCGUCUCCAUCGUCCUCGGGAUGCCAGUACACUAGGCCUCUCUCAGAUUAAACUGUUAGGCCUCACAGCAUUUGGAAACACCUCAUCUGCAACUGUCAAUAAUCCAUUCCUUCCCUCUGAGGAUCAAGUGUCUAAAACAAGUAUUGGAUGGUUAAGAUUGUUACACCACUGCCUCACUCACAUAAGUGAUUUAGAAGGAAUGAUGGCUAGUGCUGCAGCACCCACAGCUAAUCUGUUGCAGACAUGCGCUGCUUUACUAAUGUCACCUUACUGUGGUAUGCAUUCUCCAAACAUUGAGGCUGUGCUUGUCAAAAUUGGGCUUCAGUCCACCAGAAUAGGCCUAAAAUUGAUUGACAUUCUUCUAAGAAACUGCUCAGCCUCAGGGAGUGAUCCUGCAGAUCUGAAUAGCCCUUUACUGUUUGGAAGAUUAAAUGGUCUCUCUUCUGACUCCACAAUAGACAUUCUUUAUCAGCUUGGAACAACUCAAGACCCUGGAACAAAAGAUAGAAUUCAAGCACUGCUGAAAUGGGUCAGUGAUUCUGCAAGAGUUGCAGCUAUGAAAAAAAGUGGCCGGGUCAGCUACAUCUGUCCAAAUAGCUCAACAAAAGAGUAUGGUCUUUUGAUGCCAUCUCCUUCCCAUUUGCAUUGUGUAGCAGCAAUUUUGUGGCAUAGUUAUGAAUUACUUGUUGAAUAUGAUCUACCAGCGUUGCUGGACAGAGAGCUCUUCGAGUCACUGUUUAACUGGUCCAUGUCUCUUCCCUGCAACAUGGUUUUGAAGAAAGCUGUUGAUAGUUUGCUUUGCUCAAUGUGCCACAUCCACCCAAAUUAUUUUUCCUUACUCAUGGGAUGGAUGGGUAUCACUCCUCCUCCAAUGCAGUGUCAACACAGACUGUCCAUGACUGAUGACAGCAAAAAGCAGGACCUUAGUUCAUCUUUAACAGAUGACUCUAAAAAUGCACAAGCCCCCCUUGCACUAACAGAGUCUCACCUGGCUACUCUUGCUGCCUCGUCUCAGUCUCCUGAAGCUAUCAAGCAAUUAUUGGACUCGGGUUUGCCUUCCCUGCUUGUAAGAAGUCUUGCUAGUUUUUGCUUUAACCAUACUUCUAGCUCUGACUGCACUGCACAAUCAAUGGAUACUAGCCAGGACAGGCUCAGGAGGCAUCAUGUUCCACAGCACUUUAAUAAAAUGCCUAUCACGGCAGAUCUGGUUGCUCCUGUUCUCAGGUUUUUGACAGAAGUUGGCAACAGCCACAUGAUGAAGGAUUGGUUGGGUGGCUCUGAAGUCAAUCCAUUGUGGACAGCACUUUUAUUUCUGUUGUGCCAUUCUGGUGCUACUUCUGGAGGACACAAUGUGACAGCACAACAGACCAGUACAAGAUCUAGCUUGCUUUCUUCGACAGUAACAGCAGGGUUGACCACUCAGCAGCGGACAGCAAUUGAAAAUGCAACAGUUGCUUUCUUCUUGCAGUGCAUCUCUUGCCAUCCUAAUAACCAGAGACUUAUGGCACAGGUUCUCUGCGAAUUGUUUCAGUCCUCUCCUCAGCGUGGGAACCUCCCAACCUCUGGAAACAUUUCAGGAUUUAUUAGGAGGCUUUUUUUGCAGCUCAUGCUAGAGGAUGAAAAAGUGACUUUGUUUCUUCAGUCCCCGUGUCCACUGUACAAAGGUAGAAUUAAUGCUACCAGUCAUGUCAUUCAACAUCCAAUGUACGGAGCUGGACACAAAUUUCGUACCCUUCACUUGCCUGUCUCAACAACUCUAGCAGAGGUUCUUGAUCGUGUGUCAGAUACCCCCAGUAUUACAGCUAAGCUAAUUAAUGAACAGAAGGAAGAUAAAGAAAAAAAGAACUAUGAAGAGAAAGAAAAAGUUAAAGCAGAAAAUGGAUUUCAGGACAAUUAUAGUGUUGUCGUUGCUUCUGGUUUGAAAUCUCAGUCAAAAAGAGCUGUUUCAUCCACCCCUCCACGUCCACCAUCAAGGCGAGGAAGAGUGAUGGCAGAUAAAGUAGGUACCUCUUCCUCAGGAGGAGAAUCUUCCAGCAAGACUAUUAGUGUUCCAGUCUUUCAUCUAUACCAUAAACUUCUACCAGGCCAACCGUUACCAGCUGAAAUGACACUCGCCCAGCUUCUGACUCUGCUUUAUGACCGUAAACUCCCUCAAGGAUACCGUUCAAUAGAUUUGACAGUUAAGCUUGGCUCCAAAGUCAUCUCAGAUCCAAGCUUAUCAAAAACAGACUCAUUUAAACGUCUUCAUACAGAAAAAGAGCAUGUGGAUUUACUGGGACCUUGCCCUGAAGAUGAAGCCAUCAGUCCUGGGGAUGAGUGUAUGGAUGCAGUUCUAGACGAAUCGCUUCUUGAAACCUGUCCCAUUCAGUCUCCACUGCAAGUUUUUGCAGGAAUGGGUGGAUUGGCCCUUAUUGCAGAGAGACUCCCUAUGCUUUAUCCUGAUGUAAUUCAGCAAGUGAGUGAAAAAGUGAGCACUCCGGUGGUUACAUCAACCACACAGGAAAAGCAGAAGGACAGUGAUCAGUUUGAAUGGGUCACCAUCGAACAAUCAGGGGAAUUGGUAUAUGAAGCACCAGAAACAAUUGCUGCAGAACCUCCACCGAUCAAGUCAACAGUUCAGACUAUGUCUCCCAUACCUGCACAUUCUUUGGCUGCCUUUGGUUUAUUUCUUCGUCUCCCGGGCUAUGCUGAGGUGCUGCUAAAAGAACGGAAACAUGCUCAGUGUCUGUUGAGAUUGGUGUUGGGAGUUACAGAUGAUGGUGAAGGAAGUCAUAUCCUGCAGUCUCCUUCAGCGAAUGUGCUUCCAACUCUGCCAUUCCAUGUGUUGCGCAGUUUGUUCAGCACUACACCAUUAACUACUGAUGAUGGAGUACUGCUUAGGCGCAUGGCACUGGAGAUUGGGGCUAUACAUCUUAUCCUUGCUUGUCUCUCUGCUCUAAGCCACCAUGCACCAAGAGUGCCCAACUCUAGUCCCAACCAGGCAGAGCCGCAGGUGUCAAGUACACACAACACUGCAUCAACAGAAGAACAGCAGUUGUACUGGGCCAAGGGUACAGGCUUUGGAACAGGCUCCACAGCUUCAGGAUGGGAUGUUGAACAAGCUUUGACUAAGCAAAGGCUAGAAGAAGAGCAUGUGACCUGCCUUCUACAGGUUCUUGCCAGUUACAUAAACCCUGCAGGGAGUACAUCAAAUGGGGACACUCAAACUAGCCAUGAGGGUAGAGGACAAAACAGCACUGCUCUUCCAUCCGUUCUCCUAGAGCUACUCAGUCAGUCUUGCCUUAUCCCAGCCAUGUCAUCCUAUCUCCGCAACGAUUCAGUUUUGGAUAUGGCCCGACAUGUUCCCCUUUACCGAGCUCUGCUAGAAUUACUCCGUGCUAUUGCCUCCUGCACAUCGAUGGUACCAUUACUGCUGCCUCUGUCAGGGGAAAGUAGUGAAGAGGAGGAGGAACAGUUGGAGUCACAAGCUUCUGUUGGGACUUUGCUGGCUAAAAUGAAGACCUGUGUAGAUACCUAUACCAACAGACUGAGGUCUAAAAAAGACAAAGCUAAAGCAGGAGUAAAACCAGAUACUUCUGAUCAAGAGCCAGAGGGGUUGACACUUUUGGUACCAGACAUCCAGAAAACAGCAGAGAUAGUUUAUGCUGCUACCACCAGUUUGCGCCAAGCAAACCAAGAAAAGAAGAUGGCUGAAUACUGCAAAAAGGCUGCUGUGAAACCCAAGCCUUUGUCUGUUUUACGGUCUCUUGAAGAAAAGUAUGUGGCUGUCAUGAAAAAACUCCAAUUUGAUACAUUUGAAAUGGUUUCUGAAGAUGAUGACGGAAAAUUGGUCUUCAAAAUAAAUUACCACUACAUGUCUCAGGUAAAAAACGCGAGUGACGCCAACAGUGCUGCCAGAGCCCGACGUCUUGCUCAAGAAGCUGUGACUCUUUCAACCUCACUGCCUCUCUCAUCUUCAUCCAGCGUUUUUGUACGCUGUGAUGAAGAGCGGCUUGACAUAAUGAAGGUUCUUAUUACUGGUCCUGCAGACACCCCUUACGCAAAUGGUUGCUUUGAAUUUGAUGUAUAUUUUCCACAAGACUAUCCUAAUUCUCCUCCACUUGUGAAUCUGGAAACAACUGGAGGCCACAGCGUGAGAUUUAAUCCAAACCUCUACAAUGAUGGCAAGGUGUGUUUAAGUAUACUUAACACAUGGCAUGGGAGGCCAGAAGAGAAGUGGAAUCCCCAAACAUCAAGUUUUUUGCAGGUGUUAGUGUCUGUCCAAUCCCUAAUACUGGUAGCAGAACCAUAUUUUAAUGAACCAGGUUAUGAACGAUCCAGAGGUACUCCGAGCGGUACCCAGAGCUCCAGAGAAUAUGAUGGAAAUAUACGACAGGCAACAGUCAAGUGGGCAAUGCUUGAACAAAUCCGAAACCCAUCGCCAUGUUUUAAGGAGGUCAUCCACAAACAUUUUUACUUGAAAAGAGUGGAGAUCAUGGCUCAGUGUGAGGAGUGGAUAGCAGACAUACAGCAGUACAGCAGCGACAAACGGGUAGGCAGGACUAUGUCCCAUCAUGCUGCAGCUCUGAAGCGCCAUACAGCCCAGUUGCGGGAAGAACUUCUGAAGCUUCCCUGUCCUGAAGGAUUGGAUCCCGACGCCGAUGACCCCACAGAAAAAUGCGGUGCCACAAGCUCGGAAGAGACUGCGUUGCACGAACAGGUUAAACCCAGCAGCAGCAAAGACAUCCCCACUGAUUUCAAGUUAUGAGUUGCAUUGACAUGGACUUUCUAGACACAAAGGCUUUGAAGCACAAGCCAAAUAUGUCAAUAUUUGUAUGUAAGAAGCUAAUUAUGUAAUAGGUAAUGAAAUUGAAACUAUACUAUGCCCUUAAGGAUAUACAGUUGAACUCAAGAUGAUCUUUUAUUUACCUGUACAAGAGUGUAAACUUUUUUGUGCUUUUAUUUUUCAAUUGUGAGAACCACUGAUUGGUAUGUUUAAAAAGUGAUGUAUACAAGAAAUGGAUAAAUCACUGCUAUAUAAGGGAAACUACCUUAGGAAAGAAUGUUUACUGAAUGUUUAUUUUUUUUUUUACUUGUAGAGUGAGGGCGGUUGUAACAAAGAAUAUAUAUUGGUCAUUCUUACAGCUACUAUUUAAAGUCAGACAAUUUUCACUGAAUUUGAUAGAUUUUACGUUUGGCCAUAUAGUCAUGCUCAUCUUUGAUCCUAAAGAAAACCUCCUGUAUACUUCAAUAAAUGUUAAAUGGACAUGAUCCCUCUUUUAUGAUUUACUGGUACAUUUUUUAAAUAAACUGCCAUAAAAUACAUCCUAGCUGAAGACUUGCACUUGUAUGACUGAAUUCAUUACAGUCGGCAUAUUUAACUUGAUGCUUAUUAAUUCUAAAAUGCAGAUGAAAUAAAUGCACAUGGUUUUACCUCAUGCCAAAAUUUGGACUUGAAUUCAUCUUUUAUUUGGCUAUUUUAUGCAAACUAUCAGUAUUCUAAAUUUCUUAAGGGCUAUUCUGAGACAGCGUCUUUUCUCUGUUGAAAUGUCUGAUUUUUAGAUAAGCAACUGUACUCUUCAAUUGAUGACAGGGGCUAAGGACGGGCCACACAGGAGAACAUUCUGUAGUUCCUACUGUGUAGACUUCUGUCCAGUUUUAUACUUGCAACCACAGAUCCCUAACUAGAAAGGGAAAGGGAUUUGCUUGAUUUAAUAAUCAAGUCUCGUUUUUAACAUGACAUGCAUUGCUCUUACUGUUCUUAAUUUUUGAGCAGUCCUUAAAAGACUAAAAAGUUAUCACUGGUAUUACCUCAGACUAAUGAUCUGUUAUAUUAUAAAUACUAUAAAUCAGGCAAAACUGAAGCUUUUUUGUUUUCUGUUUGUUCUUUGUUUAUGAGAGUCAUGCUGGAAUUUUUUCACUUUUUGUUUUACAAUGUAUUAUUUCUAAUCAUUAAAAAUGACACCAACUGAG